ACCUAAGGUGUCCUCACGUGGAGGCGAUCUAACUGAGAGAAGCAGCUAUGACGCUUGUGCGUCAGCUGCAGUGACGUCAGUCCAACAUGGCGGCGCACAUAGUCAGAGGUUCAUGUUUACUACUCCGUGCUGUAAUGUUCCCACAGAAUGUAAAACUGAGAGGAGUUUUUAUUAAAGACAAGAAUAACACGUUACAACCGACCCUCAGCUACGGGACCCGAGGGAGGGACGACACACAGGGAGACCAAGUGCACAUUCCAGUAGAACGUCUGACGGUAUCUUACAGCAGGAGCAGCGGUCCUGGUGGUCAGCACGUCAACAAAGUCAGCACGAAAGCAGAGAUCCGUUUCCAUGUGCUAACAGCAGAGUGGAUUCCAGAAGAUGUUCGGCGCAAUAUAUUUGAAACGAAUAAAAACCGCAUCAAUAAAGCCGGGGAGCUGCUGGUGACCUCGGAGCUGAGCAGGAGUCAGCAGAGGAACCUGGCUGAUUGUGUACAGAAGAUUUCUGCCAUCGUUGCUGAGGCCAGCGAGAAGCCACAUGAGCCAACAGCAGAGGACUUAGCUCUCAGAGCAGCCAGGUUGGAGAAGAGGAACAAGGAGAGGUUACGACAGAAGAAGAUCCAGUCUGCUAUCAAGCAAAGCAGACGACUGGAUUUUGACUGAUUGAUUGUUAAAUAUCUACACUACUAGUCAAAGGUUUGGAAACACCUUCUCAUUAAAGGGUUUGUAUUUAUUUUAAUUAUUGUAAAGACUGUAGAUUAAUACU
This is a messenger RNA of Notolabrus celidotus (New Zealand spotty), 765 nucleotides long. It is a transcript of the gene mrpl58, whose product is annotated as mitochondrial ribosomal protein L58. Gene Ontology annotation, cellular component: mitochondrial large ribosomal subunit. Bases 87 to 662 code for a protein of 191 amino acids. The transcript has 6 exons. NCBI's taxonomy places the organism in Eukaryota, Metazoa, Chordata, Actinopteri, Labriformes, Labridae. Gene Ontology annotation, molecular function: translation release factor activity. The record is from RefSeq and is a predicted model, not a curated record. Gene Ontology annotation, biological process: mitochondrial translational termination.